Molecule: messenger RNA, 853 nt
Organism: Cavia porcellus (domestic guinea pig)
Lineage: Eukaryota; Metazoa; Chordata; Mammalia; Rodentia; Caviidae
Gene: Ttc32
Product: tetratricopeptide repeat domain 32
Exons: 3
Coding region: 116-577 (153 amino acids)
Molecular function (GO): protein binding
Source: RefSeq, a predicted model, not a curated record
UUCCUUCCGUAGUUCUGGUUUUCGUGGGCAAAUUUAAACAUUCUGGUGCGGAAGUGGCUUGCGUCGCUCCAAAGCCAACACCCAUUCCGCACCGAAAGCUAAGCCUUCGACACUUAUGGCAGGGCAGGAGGGGCAAGAAGGCCAGGCGAUCCUAGCCGCCGCUCAGGCGCAUUUUGAGAAGGGCGAGUACGCGGAGGCCGAGGCGUUGUACUCGGCCUACAUUCUCCAGUGCGCCUGUGCGGCCUCCGUCGGCGGCGCGGCGCCCGGGAGCAAAUGCAGCCCUGAGGGUUUGGCCACUGCUUAUAACAACAGGGGGCAAAUCAAGUACUUUCGGGUUGACUUUUAUGAAGCGAUGGAUGAUUACACGUCCGCUAUAGAAGUCCGGCCCGGCUUUGAAGUCCCGUACUACAACCGGGGGCUGAUCCUGUACAGACUGGGAUAUUUUGAUGAAGCUUUGGAAGAUUUCAAGAAAGUAUUAGACUUAAAUCCUGGAUUUCAAGAUGCUACUUUGAGUUUAAAACAGACUAUUCUAGACAAAGAAGAAAAACAAAGAAGAAAUAUUGAAAAUAAUUUUUGAACUUUUAAAUUUAAUUGAAAUACUAAUUUAUGAUCCUUACACCUGCAUCUGGUUGGCUGUAAUUUAAGAAACAUAGUGAGCACUUUUGAUUUUUAUGUAAGAUAAGAGAUUCAUGCAUUAGCAAUGAAAGUUAAACAGUGCAAUUUAAAAUUUGUGAAUUUCAGAUGGAAAACUUUUCACAGGGUUGAUGUUUUAUAAAGUGUAAAUAAAUCUUAAUGUAUAAAUUUGUAUUAUAGUACAGUAUUUUAAAUAAAUGUGAUAUUUUCUUCAGUGACA